CUUCUCCACCAUCCUCUGCCACCUCUGCCACCUCUGCCACCCUUCGCCGUCGCCCCGAUAUCACGUCGCCGUCCGCCCGGCCCAAAAGAAGUCGCAACUGACUCCCCCCCAUCUCCCAACCAAUCUUGCAUCGAUUGUUACAAUGUCCAAUUCCAUAUUUGCCCUUGCCCCGUCGAUCUUGGGCUCGAUCGACUUGUCUGGUCCAGCGCUCGUGGUCUCUGGCAGAGGCAGCCAGACACCCGUCAACUCCAGCCCGUUUAACGCACCCGACGUGCGGUAUUCUGAAAAAGCCUUUUACUGCGCUACAUGCUCAAAGGGCAAUGAUCUUGUCACUUUCAACAAUGUAGCAGUUAUGCGAGACCAUUUCCGAUCGGACUGGCAUCGCUACAACAUGACGCUCAAGAUGAAAUGCCGCCUGCCCAUCUCAGAGGAGGACUUUGACGAGCUCUCGGACGUCAGCAGCAUCGACGCCUCGGAUCAAUCAGAAUCCGAGUCAAGUGACGAUGAGGAGCAGAAACACAAUCGCUCGCCCUUCAUCUCGCUGCGGCUCACAACGAUCGAUUCCGGCGAAACCGCCUCAGUUGCCGAUGGUCCGAAUGCGUCGUCUGGACCCCGCUUCCUUCGCUUUUAUAAGCAAGCGCUUUCUCUUUCGGCCAGCGAGCAUGGCGACCCAGCCAAAUGUUUGAAGCAGCUUCAAGAAUACCAGUCGAAGCAGCCGGUUACCUGGACGCUCAUCAUGCUUGGAUCUGGUCACUUUGCCGGAGCGGUUUUUGACUGCAAAACGGGCAAAGCCCUUGUCCACAAGACGCUCCAUCGAUACACUACCCGGCGCAAGCAGGGUGGUGCGCAGAGCAGCAACGACAAUAGCAAGGGAAAGGCCAAAUCAGCCGGUGCACAGCUUCGUCGUUACAACGAAAUGGCCCUCCGAGAAGAUAUUCGGAGGCUGAUGGAGGAGUGGAAGGAGCAUAUCCGCCAGAGUGACCUUGUAUUUGUGCGGGUGCCGGUUCGCAGUCGCUCGGUCGUGUUCUGCGAUCCAGCUAUUCUCGAACCCUCCAGCGACAAGGUCCGAGGCUUCCCAUUUACCACGCGCCGCCCCACCUUUGGCGAGCUGCAGCGAUGCCUCCAGGAGCUGUGCUGGUUCCGAGUGGAAACCACUGACCCCUCUGCAGAUAUCGGCACUUCACCAGCCCCUGAUUUGGACGAUCAGAAUGCAGCGUCCAAUCCAGUAUCGAUACCGGCGAUCGAUUUCAAGGCUCCAAGCGCUGUCGACGAAGAGGCCACCCGCCCAGCCGCUGAUCCAAGCGCCGAGAACGACAGGGCGUACAUCCCCAUACCUUCUGCCAUGGUGCUCAAGGCCGUCGAUCUGGCUCGCAGAGGGCAGCUCGAAAAGCUCCAGAGCCAUGUCGAAGCCCAUGCCAUUGACGUCAACACGCUGAUCCCGGAUGAUGUUUCGCUUCUCCAUGCCGCAUCGUUGAACGGACAUGCCGACGCUGUUGUCUAUCUGCUGGAACAAGGAGCCGAUCCGACCACCAAGGGGGGCCAGCGAAUUAGCCGAGUGCCCUAUGAUGUUGCAGCAAACAAGGAUACCCGAGACGCUUUCCGGAGGUUCGUUGCUGCCCAUCCCACCCGAUGGGACUACAAGCUCUCCAACAUUCCCGGUCCGCUUACGGCCGAGAUGGAAGAGCGGCAGAAGGAGAAGCUUCGCGACAAGAAAAAGAAGCAAAAAGAGAGGCAGAAGCAGGUGAACGACAAGAAGGAACGGUCUCGACAGAACUCUGAAGAAGAGCUGAAGGCCAAUCCAACUCUGCCCGAACCGGCCCCGGCGGCAAGGAAGGGUGUCUUGGGGAAGAUUUUGACGACCACAGAGCGCGAGGCUAUCGGUAUCUCUCCCGAGCGGAGAGCGGCGCUUGACCGCGAAAAAAGAGCACAAGCGGCCGAGGCUCGUCUGAGGUCCCAGCAAAGCAAAUGCGCCACUUGCGGCAAGUCCCUUGAAGGCAUUACGUCGUUUGACAAGUUCCAAUAUCGCUACUGCUCCGUUGGCUGUGUCAAGCACGAACAGUAGAUCGUUUGAGUUACGCAAGCCACGACGAUCCGACUCCCACAUCUGGCCCAUCUGUGGAGCUUAGAGUCUAACUUACAACUGCGACCACCAUGCUGAAUCAUAGUUAUUAUGCCUGGCUGAGCUUGCAUCGCACUCUGCUCGCCCUCGCACUACUGCAGCAUCUUGGCAGAGACCGAAAAAGUGCGCCCUGCGUUGCACACAUGUCAUGUCAGGGGUUAGCGGUGCACACCACGUCCAGAGCGGCGGCACAGAACUCACAGAAACCGAUCCCAUGGAUUCAAGUCUGUGCUCUGUCCAAACAGCGAAACCUUACUUGUAGACUACCACUCCGAUCGGAUUGUCAGGUCGUUGUCGCUUGAUGAAAUACGGCAAAAUAGAAAGUAAAAACAAGGAGUUAUAUUGUUCCAUAUACUACA
Polychytrium aggregatum is the source of this 2478-nucleotide messenger RNA. RefSeq lists its product as uncharacterized. The record is from RefSeq and is a predicted model, not a curated record. Gene Ontology annotation, molecular function: protein binding. Lineage: Eukaryota; Fungi; Chytridiomycota; Chytridiomycetes; Polychytriales. The transcript is spliced from 4 exons. Bases 143 to 2062 code for a protein of 639 amino acids.